Helobdella robusta is the source of this 1095-nucleotide messenger RNA. RefSeq lists its product as hypothetical. Bases 301 to 1095 code for a protein of 264 amino acids. Gene Ontology annotation, biological process: regulation of actin filament polymerization. The record is from RefSeq and is a predicted model, not a curated record. Lineage: Eukaryota; Metazoa; Annelida; Clitellata; Rhynchobdellida; Glossiphoniidae. The transcript has 11 exons.
AUUUAAUAUUUUAGUAUUUCAAAUUGAUAAUUAAAUGAUUAAUUAGCGUGGAUGCUAUUCAUAUUGUAUCAGUCGUUUACAUCAAAUUCAACCAUUAUUUGAUUUUUAAAUAACAGUUAACUGAAUUAACGAAUUUAUUAGAAGAAAAUAGUCAAAGAAUUAAAUAAACAAAUAAAUAUAUAAAUAUAAACAAAUAAUUAAAUAAGAUCAAUAGAUAAUUCGUACAUUGAAUAUUAAGUUACUAAUUUUCUUCAAUACUACUUUACUGAUAUCACUUUUCACUAAACUAAAUAAAACAAAAUGGCUUCCCCUGAUAAAAAGCUGCCCUUGAAGUUUAUAUUCAGUGAGCACAACAGCAGACUACAGCAGAGGUUGAGAUGUGAAACACAAAUCAUUGAUGACCUAAAGUCUUUCAUGAAACAGAAGUCAGCAAUCGAGAAAGAAUAUGGCCAGGCGAUGAUGAAGCUAACGCAGUUGUACGCAAGCAAGCUGCCUCAGUGCCUGCUCUCCAAGGGCUCCUACAAGGUCAAUGGCUUCGAAAACAGUAUUUUACUAACGACGGCUUGGAGGAAUUACCUAAACGAGCUCGAGGAAGCGAACAAAAUCCGGAUUCAUAACACGGAUGCCUACAUGCACAGGAUGUCAGAGAUGGUGAAACUUGUCAAGUUGCAUAGAUCUCAGUCCUCAAAACUGGUUUUUGAGAAUCUAUCGGAUAGACAGAAGGAGGCAUACCAUUCAAUAGCAGACUCUAUGAAAACGUACAAGCAAUAUAAAGAGAAGCAGCAAAAGACUAAUGAAUGCCGGAUGAAGAUGAAGACUCUAAAUAUGAGAGUGAAAUCAAACGCGUCAAAACAUCAACAGCAGCAUAGCCAGCUCUCAAACGAACUGAGGACAUGUGAAUCGGUAUCAGAUAAGAGUAGGAAUGAUUACAUCAUGAGUCUAGCGGCGGCUAAUCAGCACUUGUUGGAUGGAGACUUCUACGAAGAUUGGAAGAAUUUCCUCACUUGGUCAUCUGAGUCCGACAUCCAAACGUACAAACAUUCCAUCAAAUCGUCAAAUGACGUCAUCGCCGCUGUCCGGAAGGUACCUAAGUAA